AACCGUGCUUCGUGUGUUGGUCUGUGCGUGCGUGGGAGCGUGCUGAAGCGAGCGUGUAUGCGUGCGGCAGCGGAGGCGGCAUGGCUGCGCGAGGCGGACACGGCGCUGCUGGCGGGGCAGCUGGCGCAGCUGCUGCGCGCGCAGGGCGCAGGCGCGCCGCCCGGCGCGGCCUCCGACGGCGGCCCGGCCGACUGGGCCCCGCUGCUCAUCUUCGACGGCGACGCCGCCGACAACGACCCCUACCUGCUGGCCGCGCAGGACGGCGCGGUGGGCAAGCGGUCGCGCUACUACCGGCGCUACCCGUGGAAGCGGCAGCCGGGGCGCGGCGGCGGCGCGUCGCCGGCCGUCGACUACGACAACCCCUACCUGUGCAACCCCACGCGCGAGGACGUCUUCCAGCUGCUGGUGGCGCUGCACGAGGCGCGCGCGGGCAACCUGGGCCGCACCGUCUCCUUCUGCAACCGCCGCCGCCCCGCGGCCUCCGUCUUCACCAACAUCCGCUUCCUGGGCCGGCGCCGCCGCCGCUAGGCGCCCCCCGGCCACGCCCCCUCCGACACGUGAUCGCCGAACAUUCUGCCUAGGUCCCGCUAGGCUGUGCUGCCCCCACAGUCUCCAGAGCCCCGGCCGCCGCCGCCGCCGUCCGCCCCGCCCCCACCCCGCCUCCACCCCCAUCAAGAUCCUUAGUUGUGAGCAAUUUGAAGACGCCAUACAAAGUUAUCUCACAUCGUUGUCAUGGAAUUCCUCUGUUGUAUGUGUCAGAAUAAAGGAUAUCCAUUAAACCGUUUUAUAUGUAUACAGG
This is a messenger RNA of Gryllus bimaculatus (two-spotted cricket), 799 nucleotides long. The record is from the annotation of a GenBank genome assembly. NCBI's taxonomy places the organism in Eukaryota, Metazoa, Arthropoda, Insecta, Orthoptera, Gryllidae.